Molecule: messenger RNA, 2052 nt
Organism: Candidozyma duobushaemuli
Lineage: Eukaryota; Fungi; Ascomycota; Pichiomycetes; Serinales; Metschnikowiaceae
Exons: 2
Coding region: 1-2052 (683 amino acids)
Cellular component (GO): Golgi apparatus; endoplasmic reticulum
Source: RefSeq, a predicted model, not a curated record
AUGGCAGAAAACGACGCCGUGGCUGUCGAGCCAGAAGCCGUGGACAACCCUGACACCAGUGCUACCAUGCAGGACACCUCUGUGGAAAGCACGCCAGAGCCUGUUGCCCCUGUUUCCCAGGACGAUCAGCCCAAGAAGCCCAAGAGGCUAACGCUUCAAGAAAGGCUAGCGAUGGCGGCGAAAAAGAAGAAAAAAGCUGCUGUCGAAGAGGCGCCAAUUGAGCCACUGCCGCCGGCCGAAACGGACGAAAUGGCCGAAAUCAGAAAAGAACUUGAAAAAGUGAAGCUUCACAGCCAGGAGCUCCAGGAACAAAACCGGCGGCUUGUCGCUGAAAGCAAGAAAACGGCUACAAGCGAUGCCGACAAAAAAUUGGCGGAAAAAGACGCCCUAAUCCAGCAAUUGAUGGAGGAAGGCCAGGCGCUUUCCGGCAAGGAGAUCAAGCUCCACGAGAAAAUCAGGGCCAUGGCGGCCACGAACGCCAAACUAGAACACUCUCUCAAGGACUACGCGUCGAAAAACGAGGAUGCGCUUCUCCGGCUUGAGGAGGUCGAGAGCAUCAUGAAAACACACAAGCUCAAGUCUGUGGACCAGCUUUUGGAGCUUUUGGAGACGAACGGGCGCAAGCUUGCCGAGGCCACAGGCGCUUUGGAGGCGGAAAAAUCGAAAAAUUGGGAGGCCAAGUACAAGGAGCAGCAGCGGCAGUAUGAGGCCGAGCUCCAGGAGAAACGCAAUGCACAGAAGGAGCUUGACGACGCCAGGCUAAAGCUCCAAAUGACCGAGCAGCAGCAGUCGCUAGAUGUUAGGCUGAAGGAGGAUACGAUUUCGUACUUGAAGGACGAGGUCAGCCGCUUGAAGGAAGAGAGCAGUCUUGAGAUUUCCCGUCUCGAGGCCAAGGUCGAGGCGCUCCGGCUGGAAAACGAAGGAUUCAUGAAAACACUGGUCACGGAGGCCACACCAACGGAGGCUGAGGCGAAACACAUUGCGUACUCGGAAUAUGCCAAGUUGUCUGAGGCUCACAAAAACCUUCAUCAGCAGUACGUUUCGUCUCAGGAAAACUGGAAGUUGAUUGAGCUGCAGCUUCUCAGCAAGGCCGAUGCGCUUCUGGAGCUGCUGAAUGCGUUGAAAAAGGCCAAGGUGAAGGCCCAGGGCGAAAUCAGAAAACUCGGUGGGCAGGUGACCAUGGCCAAGGAGGAAUUGGCCCAGGCUGUAGAGCAGCGGAAAGAGCUGGAAAAAGCACUCAAGGAUCUUCAGUUCCAGGUGUCGGUGAAGGAGGACGAUUACAAGGAGUUGGAGGCGAAGAAGGACGAGCUUCAGGCGAUUUUCAACACCGAUAGGCACAACUGGGAGCUCCAGGAGCAGAAGUUGAAGCAGAAUAUUGAAAAGCUUGAGGAGACGGUCCAAGAGCUUCGAGAACUGAAUAUGGGCGGCUCAAAUGUGGAUUCGUUUGCACAACUGCAGUCCAGAAAGCUUCGUGAUCUGGGGCUCCAUAUCAACAUGAAUGAGGAACCACAUACUCCCGGUUUGACGCCUGGACUUGGUCAGUUGAGCCAGCCAUCUUUCAACAAUCUGUUUGAAGCGAACAUGCUGGCUGUUUCACUCACGGAUCUUGAUCUGUUUGAGGCUACCGAGGGCCCAGUACCUGACGAUGCCCUGGUGUACUGGAAAAAUCUGGCUGAUAGAUCGGGUGUUCCCGCUGCUCAAGGAGGAAAGAAUAUACAGCUUCUCAGCAAAAUGAGUGCCAACAUCCGUCGUCUAGAAUUGGAGCUUUUGGCACUCAAAGAGGAGAAUGAGAUGCUUUCUUCCCAAAAAGACGAAGCCCAGCAGGAAAUUGUUGCCCAGCAGAACCUUAGUACGAAAUUGGCUCUGCUAGAAGAGGAAAUUGAACGGUUGCAAAAAGAGAUUGAAAAGAAGCUGGAGAGAGAGGCGACGCUCCUUGACGUCAUUGGCGAGAAAUCCAUGCUUGUGGAGGAACUCCGGGCCGAUGUAGAGGAUCUCAAAAAUAUUUGCCACCAACAGGUGGAGCAAAUGAUUGGAAUGGCGGAGAAGAAAUAA